Messenger RNA from Sitophilus oryzae (rice weevil), 847 nucleotides. Its product is annotated as cuticle protein 7-like. The transcript is spliced from 4 exons. The record is from RefSeq and is a predicted model, not a curated record. Gene Ontology annotation, cellular component: extracellular matrix. NCBI's taxonomy places the organism in Eukaryota, Metazoa, Arthropoda, Insecta, Coleoptera, Curculionidae. The coding region runs from base 1 to 597 and encodes 198 amino acids.
AUGGAUACACUAUACACAGCACGGCUUCAUGGGUUUCCACCAAACAUAUCACAUUCAUCGAUAGAGACAAACAUUAGUGAAGAAAGUGUUCUAUCCCUUCUUAUAGUGUUAGGAAGCAGUGUCUCUUUGGUAGCGUUAGUUUUUGCCUUCAUCACUUACAGCUUACGCACUCCAAUCGCUCGCUUAGCUCCACUAGCUCAUCCACCAGCUUACUUUAAAGCAGCUCCUGUAGCUCCAUCUGUAGAUUAUGCGGCUUAUCCAAAGUACGAAUUCAAAUAUGGAGUGGCCGAUGGACAUACUGGUGACCAAAAAACCCAGAGUGAAGUCAGGGAUGGCGAUGUGGUUAAAGGACAGUACUCACUGGUGGAAGCCGAUGGUACUGUUCGAACUGUGACGUAUACAGCUGAUGACCAUACUGGAUUCAACGCUGUGGUAACCAGAAGUGGACAUGCUGCCCAUCCAAGUGCCCCAGUAGCUGUAGCUCCUAAAAUCAUUGCAGCCCCUAAAGUAUAUGCAGCUCCUGCUCCUUAUACUCCAUACGCCCCAUAUGUACCCCCAUAUGGCCAUGGGCUGGACUUGGGAUACUAUAAAGGUUAAAAUAACGACUGAUUUUUCCUUUAGCUCGAUUUGUAUUACUUAGGACCUCAGCAAACAUUUUUAAAUAUAUAAUUUAUUUUAAUUUUAACGUAGUGUAGAAUGGUUUUAGAUUUUUUAUAUUUGUUAUUUGAAUAUAUUACUAGCUUGUUCAUCAAAAAUAUAUAAAAAACAUAUUAUAAUGUAGUUAUUUAUUUUUUAUAUGUGUGUUAAUAAAAUAAUUGUUAGAAUAAUCUAUAUAAUGUUAAGUUUU